UUGCCAGAGUAUAAAAGCUUGGGUUGAGCGUUGAAGGGACCAGCACGAGCUAGCCUCCCUCAUACGGCACUGCAAGCUAUACUGACGCAGACUCUCCUGAAGCCCCUCACCAUGUCUCAGACUGCCAAGUCCGCCUCCAGCCAGGGCACUGAUGCCAAGGACAAGGGAGCCCCAGCUCCAGCUGCCUCCAGCAAGGCCACCAAGACCGGCGAGCCUGGCAUGGGAUCCUUCAGAAUCAUGCUGUUCGACCAGGAGAACUUCCAGGGCAGGAUGAUCGAGGUCCAGAAUGAGUGUAUGAACGUGUGUGACCGUGGCAUGGAUAGAGUGCGUAGUAUCAUUGUGGAGUGUGGCCCCUUUGUUGCCUUUGAGCAGACUAACUUCCGUGGGGAGAUGUUCAUCCUGGAGAAGGGAGAGUAUCCUCGCUGGGAUACCUGGAGCAACUCCUACCGCAGCGACUGCCUCAUGUCCCUCAGGCCCAUCCGAAUGGACAGCAUGGAGCACAAGAUCUGCCUGUAUGAGCUCUCUGACUUCAAGGGCAACAAGAUGGAGAUCCAGGAGGACGAUGUGCCCACACUCUGGGCGCAUGGCUUCUGCGACAGAGUGGGCAGCGUGAGGGUGCCAGGAGGAGCGUGGGUGGGUUACCAGUACCCUGGAUACAGAGGCUACCAGUACCUGUUUGAGUGCGGUGACUACAGACACUACAAUGACUUCUGCGCCUUCCAGCCCCAGAUCCAGUCCAUGCGCCGCAUCAGGGACAUGCAGUUCCACCAGAGAGGAUGCUUCACCUUCACCUCCGCCAGCAAGUGAAUGACAUCUGCUGGCUGCCCGGUGCUGUUGCAGCCAUGCAGCCCUCUCAGCUUUUUAUCUCUCCAAACAAGCCCUUUCUCCAGUCUCCAGUGCUUUCCUUUAUCUCCACAUCAUCGCUCCAUCCCAGAGGAAAGACAGAAUGAGAGCAAACACACUGGACAACAUUAAGUGACUUUUUAUGGUGCUAAAAAUAAACAUGUUGUGAAAAACCUAA
Oreochromis aureus is the source of this 1021-nucleotide messenger RNA. RefSeq names its product crystallin, beta B1 (gene crybb1). The record is from RefSeq and is a predicted model, not a curated record. Gene Ontology annotation, biological process: lens development in camera-type eye; visual perception. The transcript has 6 exons. Bases 112 to 807 code for a protein of 231 amino acids. Gene Ontology annotation, molecular function: structural constituent of eye lens. Lineage: Eukaryota; Metazoa; Chordata; Actinopteri; Cichliformes; Cichlidae.